AUUAAUAAUGUACUGUUGGUAAUUCUUUUUGAUAUUAUUUUAUUUGUUAUUUUUCAUUAAAAAAAAAGUACAUGAAAUUUUCAGAGCUAAAGUUGUUGACCAUCAAGUAUAAUACCUGAAUGCAGAAUUGAUAUUAAGAAUACAUUUUAGCAGAUGCAGAAUUGAGAUCAAUAUGACCACUGACUUCUCUUUCAUAUAUGUGUGAAUUUCACGACUGAACUCACAAUUUUUUUUUGUAACCUAAUUUAUGAAAAUGUGAUUUUAUGACGACUAGUAAGAUUUUCACUGGUUUCAUAUCUUUUGAGUUUUCGUGUCAGAUCAACCCAAGCUUGAUGAAUGAUUUUCAUAAUACUGUAAUAAUAAAAUACAUUAAUGCUGUUUUAUAUUGACAGCCCGCACAUAUAGUAUAUAUUAUUUCAAUAUGUUUCGAUAUUGUGUAUCAAAGUCGCCCUUACUCAAAACAUGCAAAGGGCAAGCGCUUAGAAUAAUUGGAAUCCAGACUACUGUGAGAGAUGCGCAUUUCAAGUUUGUUGCUGAUCCACCAAAAAGAGAGUUUGGAGAGACACAAAAAAUGAACUUGUUUCAGUCUCUCACAAGUGCAAUGGAUAUUACAUUGGAAAAUGACCCGACCGCUUUGGUAUUUGGUGAAGAUGUGGCAUUCGGAGGUGUAUUUCGUUGUACAGUUGGUUUGGCUGACAAAUUUGGCGGCCACAGGGUGUUCAAUACUCCAUUGUGUGAGCAAGGCAUUGUUGGAUUUGCAAUUGGUGCGGCAAGUGCUGGUGCAACUACAAUAGCUGAGAUCCAAUUUGCGGAUUAUAUCUUCCCUGCAUUUGACCAGAUCGUCAACGAAGCGGCUAAAUACAGAUAUAGAUCUGGUGGUUUAUUUGAAUGUGGUAAACUCACCAUUCGUGCCCCAUGUUCGGCUGUGGGGCAUGGGGCUUUGUACCAUUCUCAAACCCCAGAAGCUUGUUUUGCUCAUGUUCCUGGCCUAAAAGUGGUCAUGCCAAGAAGUUGCAUUCAAGCUAAAGGUCUUCUACUUGCGUGCAUACAAGAUCCAAACCCAUGUAUAUUUUUAGAACCAAAAGUGCUUUACCGUUCUGCGGAAGAGGAAGUGCCAAUUGGAGAGUUUACAUUGCCAUUAGGAAAAGCAGAGGUUCUUAUUGAAGGAAGUGAUGUUACAUUAGUUGGAUAUGGCACACAGAUUCAUGUUUUGAAAGAGGUUGCACAAAUGGCUGGAGAAAAGCUCGGAGCAUCUUGUGAAGUGAUAGAUCUUGCAACAAUAUUACCUUGGGAUUCAGACACAGUAUGCAAAUCAGUUGAAAAAACUGGUAGAUUACUAGUUAGUCAUGAAGCUCCUUUAACUGCAGGUUUUGCAGGUGAAAUAGCCUCAACUGUGCAAAAAGAAUGUUUUUUGAAUCUUGAAUGUCCGAUUGAGAGAAUAUGUGGUUAUGAUACUCCAUUCCCUCACAUAUUUGAACCUUUUUAUAUGCCUGAUAAAUGGAGGUGUUUUGAGGCUAUAAAAAAGAUGAUGAACUAUUGAUUAAUAAGAGCAUUUUAUUGUGUUUUGAAUUGUGCGCAAUCCUUAUAAUUUCACGAUUCGUUUUCUCACUAAAAUACACAAUUCAUCUUGCCAAAAUUGAGCUUUGAAAUGUUCCAAUUGCAUUGUAACUUUCCAUUUACAGUCGAAAGUGCCAAUCCAUCCUUGAAGAAGUCAUAUUCACAUUUUUAAACUUUUGAUUGAUACUCCCCAAAUGAAUAAAAUCAUGUAAAAUGCUUUUGUGUACUCUGUCUGAAUUCAUUUUUGUUUUAUGAUGUCAUUUUAGAAUAUACCGUUUGCUAUUUUCACCUUUCCAUUGUAUUUUAGUUAUUAGGCAAAUUUAAAUAAACGUACUUUAUUGUGUUCUAUCCAUAUUGCUUAUUCAUUUAUUCUUAUUCCCGAUUUGUUUUUCUAAUAAUAUCUUGGGUUUUGAAGUUCAUAUGAACAAUUUAAUGUAGUGUGUUUAUGCUAUUAUUCCCGAUUUGUUUUUCCAAUAUCUUAGGUUUUGAAGUUCAUAUGAACGAUUUAAUGUAGUGUGUUUAUGCUAAUAUGUAUGGCUUAGUUUCAUUAACAUAAAAUUGUGGUUCAGGUUCCAAUUGUACUUAAAUCGAAAGUAAUCACCUUUUGCAUGGCAGCUCUGUUAGACUGUAGGGUGGCUUGCUUUACACCAACCACUUGCUUCAGCUUUAUAUCACUUGCCAGAAAAACAUUGAAGUAUGGCAGCUAUAUAAUCAAGCUCAUUUUAGUAUAAUACCAUGUAAUCCACUAAAGCUUUUAAAUUUUAAUUGCACUCAUCUUAAAAAUUUAAUCAGAUUACUUAUUUAAGGUUGCUUGAUAAUGUACUAUUCCACAAUAUAGAUGUUUCGGUUAUCUGCCUACUUAUUUUUUAGAAAUUGUUAUUAUUUUUGCUAUUUUGCCAGUCUCAAUUGUCCAGACACUAUUUUGAAAUAAAUAACUCAAUAAUGCUA
Messenger RNA from Styela clava, 2505 nucleotides. Its product is annotated as 2-oxoisovalerate dehydrogenase subunit beta, mitochondrial-like. NCBI's taxonomy places the organism in Eukaryota, Metazoa, Chordata, Ascidiacea, Stolidobranchia, Styelidae. Gene Ontology annotation, cellular component: oxoglutarate dehydrogenase complex. Gene Ontology annotation, biological process: branched-chain amino acid catabolic process; response to nutrient. The record is from RefSeq and is a predicted model, not a curated record.